Malania oleifera is the source of this 5073-nucleotide messenger RNA. Its product is annotated as phospholipid-transporting ATPase 1-like. Gene Ontology annotation, cellular component: plasma membrane. NCBI's taxonomy places the organism in Eukaryota, Viridiplantae, Streptophyta, Magnoliopsida, Santalales, Ximeniaceae. Gene Ontology annotation, biological process: phospholipid translocation. Gene Ontology annotation, molecular function: ATPase-coupled intramembrane lipid carrier activity; ATP binding; ATP hydrolysis activity. The coding region runs from base 1085 to 4969 and encodes 1294 amino acids. The transcript is spliced from 8 exons. The record is from RefSeq and is a predicted model, not a curated record.
AAACGGCGGGAGGGGGGAGGAGGAGGCCAUAAAAGCUAUAAUGCCAGAGAGGAAAAAAGAGGAAAAAAUAAAAACAGUAGAGAGAGAAGAGGAGAGGAGACGAGUCAGUCGGUGGGGGGACAAACAAAACACGCCACGAUUGUUGCUCCUCCACUCGUCCAUCUCUGUCUCCCUGCGAUUUCCUCGCUCCUCGCGCCUCCCAACUUCUCUCUCUCUCUCUCUCUCUCUCUCUCUGUGCAGGCCGCCUUGCUUCUCCGUCGUCGCCAUCUUCGAAGGAGCCCUAUUGAUCUGCGCUGUGCUGCGAGCUCAGGCGGUUGCAGAAAAGUCGAUCUCCUGGUAAUUAAAACUGAGACUUUGAGGGUGAGAUCAGCGCCAACCGCCGGAUCAGAUCUGCAAUCGCUGACGCCUGCACUGCUUACAUGAUUUCGUAUUCAGUGCAUUGAAGGACACGUCCGAUGCAAAUCUCGAGGCGAUAAGUAUCUGCAUUUGCCUCCUUCUUUACGUUUUUGUUGUCAUCCACACAGUUUUGGCUCUUCUGAGGAUCCGUAAUUGGUUGUUGGUUUGCGGGGCGACGAGCGGGUGUGCCCACAUUUUGAAGCCGAAUUGAGGUGUUUACGUUUUAUGAAUCCGUGAACUUUUGUCGCUGCGCGUGUUAAAUGCCCACUUUUUGAUCUGUUUAUGCUGGCGUAUUGAUUCAUUCAGUCGCUUAAAUUUUCUGUGGCUGAGGACAUAUUCGAAUUAAAGGAUUUGUAGGGAUUUUAUCUGCAAUAAUUUCUUCUCCAUGAGAAGGUGUUGAUUUGAAUAAAAUUGACCUCGGCGGAGGAGCACUGGGGUUAUCUGUCCAAUUGAUUGUGAUGCUUAGUAUGAAAUGAGUUGAUUUUUUUUUUCUGUUGAUUGAGGGAUUUUAGGGGCGAUGAGUUGUUAUGCAUGAACGAAGGGAAAUCAAAUUCCCCAUACUGAUGCAAUUUCAGUGUGCGUGGGCAGCGGGAAAAGCUCUAUGAAGGCAGCAGUUUUUUGCUCAUAAUCCGAGAGAGGGAGCAGUUUACUCAUACGAUUCUCCAAUGUUUUCAUUGGAGAAUUAUUUAUGAGUUCCGGGGAGCCAUUACUGUCAUCGUCCCAUCGUGCAUUGAAUCCUUCAACUGUGGUGCAUCCACAUUCGGUGAGAGUUGGUUCCUGCAGUUGUCUCUGCUCCAGUACUUCUUUCUCUUCUUCCAUUUUUGAUGAUACACAAAGUCACUUCCUUGAGGUGAACGAAGACGAAGUCUCUGUUAGUGACGCUAGUGGGAAAUCCCUUGAACAAUCAGCUUCUCUUGCUACAGCAAAACGGUUCCAUUCAGCUGAAUUGCAGUUCGCGCAGCCUAUUCCUUUGGAAUGCCCCAAUCAGGACCACAAACGCCUGGUAUCGUGGGGUGCAAUGGAGUUGCAUGACAAUUCUGCUGCGUUCGAAAUAUCUGGGCCUUCGUCUUUGAUGCAGGAAAAGCUGAACAAAUCCCAGAGGAUUCGCCACAAAAGUGCACAGUUUGAAGAUAAUCUAUUCCAUGAAGAUAAUCCGAGGUUGAUACAUAUCAAUGAUCCAAAGCGGACGAAUAAGUAUGAGUUCACAGGGAAUGAAAUCCGAACUAGCAAAUACACGUUGAUCACAUUCUUGCCCAAAAACCUCUUCAUUCAGUUUCAUAGGGUUGCAUAUCUAUAUUUCCUAGCGAUUGCUGCUCUCAACCAGCUUCCGCCUCUUGCGGUCUUUGGGAGAACAGUAUCCCUUUUUCCUCUCCUAUUUGUACUUUGUGUCACGGCUAUUAAAGAUGGAUAUGAGGAUUGGCGACGACACAGAUCAGACCGCAAGGAGAACAACCGGGAGGCUUUAGUCCUUCAAUUUGGCCAGUUUCGAAAUAAAAAAUGGAAGAAGAUACAAGCUGGUGAAGUUGUGAAGAUCUGUGCUGAUGAGACCAUUCCAUGUGAUAUGGUUUUGCUGGGGACAAGUGAUCCUAGUGGAAUUGCAUAUAUUCAGACAAUGAAUUUGGAUGGAGAAUCUAACUUGAAGACAAGGUAUGCUAGGCAGGAAACAGCUUUAACGGUGUUUGAAGAGGGUUCAAUUUCAGGGCUGAUCAGAUGUGAGCAACCCAAUAGGAAUAUAUAUGAGUUCACAGCCAACAUGGAGUUUAAAGGGCAAAGAUUUCCUCUCAGCCAAACAAAUAUCAUUUUGCGUGGCUGCCAGCUGAAGAACACUGAAUGGGUAAUUGGUGUUGUUGUGUAUGCUGGACAAGAAACAAAAGCAAUGUUGAACAGUGCUGCCUCUCCUUCUAAAAGAAGCAGACUGGAGAGUUAUAUGAACAGAGAAACCCUGUGGUUGUCUAUUUUUCUUCUUGGCAUGUGUCUGGUAGUGGCUCUUGGUAUGGGCCUAUGGCUUGAACGUCACAAGGAGCAGCUUGAUACUUUGCCGUACUACAGGAAAAGAUAUUUCAUGAAAGGGAUAAAUGGCCAGAAAAACUACAAAUAUUAUGGAAUUGCCAUGGAGACUUUUUUUUCUUUUCUGAGUUCUAUUAUAGUGUUUCAGAUAAUGAUACCAAUAUCUCUCUACAUUACAAUGGAAUUGGUUCGGUUGGGACAAUCCUACUUCAUGAUUGAAGACAGGCAUAUGUGUGAUCAUAGCACUGGCACAAGGUUUCAGUGCAGAUCUUUGAACAUCAAUGAGGAUCUGGGUCAAAUUCGCUAUGUAUUUUCAGACAAGACGGGCACACUCACAGAAAACAAAAUGGAAUUCCGCACAGCGAGCGUAUAUGGGAAGAAAUAUGGUAGCUUCUCACUCGUGUCGGAUCCUUUGCAGGAAGAUGCUGUUGCAGCUGUGGAUAGGAGAUGGAAGCUCAAGUAUGAAAUUGCAAUAGAUUCUGAACUCAUGGAAUUAUUGCAUACGGACUUGAAUGGAAAUGAAAGGAUUUACGCACAUGAGUUUUUCCUUACGCUGGCAGCAUGUAAUACUGUGAUCCCUAUGUUUUCCCAGAAUCAGACUUCUGGUUGUUCAGGAAGUGAAUUUCAUGAAGAUGUAGAAUCUUUAGACUAUCAGGGUGAAUCCCCUGAUGAGCAAGCACUAGUUCUUGCAGCUUGUGCUUAUGGAUAUACUCUUUUUGAGCGCACUUCUGGGCAUAUUAUGGUUGAUGUCAAUGGUGAGAAACUAAGGUUGGAUGUGUUGGGUCUGCACGAGUUUGAUAGUGUGCGCAAAAGAAUGUCCGUUGUUAUCAGAUUUCCUAACAAUGCUGUAAAGGUGUUGGUGAAGGGUGCUGAUACUUCAAUGUUCAGCAUUUUAGCAAAAGGCUCUCAGGGAGAUGAUCAUAUAUGGCAUGCAACUCAGAGCCAUCUGACUGAAUACUCAUCGCAAGGUUUGCGCACCCUUGUAAUUGCUGCCAGGGAUCUUACAGAUGCAGAACUUGAGGAGUGGAAGUGCAGGUAUGAAGAUGCAAGUACGUCUCUGGUAGACAGAUCUUUAAAACUGCGCCAAACAGCUGCUUUAAUAGAAUGCGACUUAAAACUACUGGGGGCUACUGGAAUAGAGGACAAGUUACAGAAUGGGGUACCGGAAGCCAUUGAGUCCCUCCGGCAAGCAGGAAUCAAGGUCUGGGUUUUGACUGGAGAUAAGCAGGAGACAGCAAUUUCAAUUGGUCUCUCUUGCAAACUUCUGACUGCAGAUAUGCAGAUGAUUAUUAUUAAUGGCAGUUCAGAGAAUGAAUGCAGAAACCUUUUGGCAGAGGCAAAGGCUAAGUAUGGUGUGAAAUCAUUAGAUCGCAGGAAGCAAAGUUUGAAAUGGAAAAAGAGUGCAGAAAUUGAUUAUCUCGAGAUUCCUGAUGACAUAAAGCCUUCUGACCAGCCACAAUGGCGUGCAGGGAAGGAAGGAGAACUGAUGAAUGUGCCACUAGCACUCAUCAUUGAUGGGAAUAGCCUGGUUUACAUAUUAGAAAAAGAUCUGGAAUCAGAGCUUUUCGACCUUGCAAUUUCCUGUAGGGUUGUGCUCUGCUGUCGUGUUGCACCCCUGCAAAAGGCUGGAAUUGUUGAUUUAGUUAAGAGCCGUACUGAUGACAUGACUCUGGCUAUUGGUGAUGGGGCUAAUGACGUUUCAAUGAUCCAAAUGGCGGAUGUUGGCAUUGGCAUAUGUGGCCAGGAAGGGCGUCAAGCAGUGAUGGCAUCUGAUUUUGCUAUGGGACAGUUUCGGUUUCUUAAAAGAUUGCUUCUGGUGCAUGGACACUGGAAUUACCAGCGUGUUGGUUAUUUGAUUCUGUACAACUUCUACCGCAAUGCUGUUUUUGUGUUGAUGCUGUUCUGGUAUAUAUUAUGCACAGCCUUUUCAACUACUUCUGCAUUAACGGACUGGAGUAGUGUAUUUUAUUCUGUUAUCUAUACUUCUGUUCCUACCAUAGUUGUUGGCAUUCUGGACAAGGAUCUAAGCCAUAAGACCCUACUGCAGUAUCCAAAACUCUAUGAGGCUGGGUACAGACAGGAGAGUUACAAUCUGAAUCUGUUCUGGAUCACGAUGAUUGACACAUUAUGGCAGAGUCUUGUUCUCUUUUACAUACCCCUAUUUACAUACAAGGAGAGCACAAUUGAUAUAUGGAGCAUGGGAAGUUUGUGGACAAUUGCAGUUGUUGUCCUUGUGAAUAUACACUUGGCGAUGGACAUCCAACGUUGGGUAUUCAUUACUCAUGUUGCUGUAUGGGGAUCAAUAAUCAUUACAUAUGCUUGUAUGGUGGUUCUGGAUUCAAUACCAUACUUUCCCAAUUAUUGGACAAUUUACCAUCUGGCGAAGUCGCCAACUUAUUGGCUCACCAUUUUGCUUAUUGUAAUCUUGGCAUUGCUCCCUCGUUUUCUUUUCAAAGUUAUACAUCAGAUUUUCUGGCCUUACGAUAUCCAGAUAGCUAGAGAGGCUGAGAUAUUGAGAAAACGACCAGGUUAUUUGGGGUCAAAAUCAGGUCAAGGUUCCUGUUGACAUGUACAUUACCCUCUUCUAUACAGACCCUCAGUUUUAUCUGGCUUCCUCAGAGUUUUUCCAUCACAUUGCUUCCCUGUGGCACCCCGUGGCAAAGUUCUAUG